AUGGCCACUCGUGCUAGCGCUGCCAAACAACCUGCAGCACCUGAAGCUACUCCAACUAUCCCAACGCCGCCUAAAAGCUCUGUCACCCCGAAACCAGAACUCCUCCCACCGCCAGUUGCUUCUGUCACCCUGGAACCAGAACUCCCCCCACCACCAAUCGUUCAAUCUCCAAGGCUUGUGCAGACAGCCCCCAUCCCACCAACAUCUCCUGCACCGAGUGAACUCAUGCCAGAUGAUGUUCCAUCUGACGACAAUGAAGACUUGGAACCCAUCAGUACCAACAAAAGGAGGAAAAAGAAGGCACCAAAAACCAGCUGGGGUAAGGGUAAGCACCGUGCAACAGAGGAAUCUGACGAUGAGGACCAUGAACUGGCCAAGCCAACCAAAGGUCGCACCAAACACGUAGCACGCAGGAAAUAG
Messenger RNA from Suillus fuscotomentosus, 420 nucleotides. RefSeq lists its product as uncharacterized. The coding region runs from base 1 to 420 and encodes 139 amino acids. NCBI's taxonomy places the organism in Eukaryota, Fungi, Basidiomycota, Agaricomycetes, Boletales, Suillaceae. The transcript has a single exon. The record is from RefSeq and is a predicted model, not a curated record.